This is a messenger RNA of Rattus norvegicus (Norway rat), 1297 nucleotides long. RefSeq names its product mediator complex subunit 29 (gene Med29). The transcript is spliced from 4 exons. The record is from RefSeq and is marked provisional. Bases 55 to 654 code for a protein of 199 amino acids. Lineage: Eukaryota; Metazoa; Chordata; Mammalia; Rodentia; Muridae.
AGCCACCGGAGCAGACGCGCUUGUGACGUGUUUCCGGUGUUCUAGCGGAGGAAAAUGGCUGCGCCCCAGCCACAGGCUGCGGCGGUUUCCUCUGCUGCCGGUGUGUCUGGUCCGGGUUCUGCUGGUGGUCCUGGUCCCCAGCAACAGCCGCAACCAACCCAACUGGUGGGUGCUGCCCAGAGCGGGCUCCUGCAGCAGCAGCAGCAGGACUUCGAUCCUGUGCAGCGCUACAAGAUGCUCAUCCCGCAAUUGAAGGAGAGUCUCCAGACUUUGAUGAAAGUUGCUGCCCAGAACCUGAUUCAGAACACUAACAUUGACAACGGACAGAAAAGCAGUGACGGACCCAUACAGCGCUUUGACAAGUGUCUGGAGGAGUUUUACGCACUCUGUGAUCAGCUGGAACUCUGCUUGCGUCUGGCCCACGAGUGCCUCUCACAGAGCUGUGACAGCGCCAAGCACUCUCCAACACUGGUACCCACAGCCACAAAGCCAGAUGCAGUGCAGCCAGACAGCCUGCCCUACCCGCAGUACCUGGCUGUCAUCAAAGCUCAGAUUACCUGUGCCAAAGACAUUCACACUGCCCUGCUGGACUGUGCCAACAAGGUCACUGGCAAGACUACUGCACCCUCGACUGGCCCUGGAGGCAGCCUCUGAGGUCUUGGUGGAGGGAGGGGCAGAGAAUGAAGUCUGGCCUGAGGGAAAACAUGGUUCCUGUUACUGAUUUAUUUGUCCUGCCACAGUAAGUAGCUGGAACCAGCAGGGGGCAGCAGAGACUUGCAGGCAACACAGGCCUCAACCCCACCUCUGUUGCCUCCACCCACUCUGCUCCCUGAUGGAGGGUGGACCCCCCACACGCACACUCCUAGCUGCUGAUUACCAGUGUUCUGAAGACUUCCCAUCUCCCACCUGGCCCUGGGCGCUGACUGGGCGGUUUAAACCUUCCUCAGUCUGUCCCAGUGUAUGGACUCUUUUUUUUUUUUUUUUUUUUUUUUUUUAACCCAUUUUUCUGCUCCCGUCCUCCCUUUCUCUACCAGUCCGCUUUUGUUGCCCCCAGUGCCUAACUGGGAUCCUAUGUAUAUAAGAGGAGCAAAAUGCCCGGGUUGCCUGGGGCUACAGGAAGGCACUUUCUGGCUCACAAAUGUGCAUGAAUGUAGGCCCUGACCUCAGCACACACACAACCUAGGAGCAGUUUGGGUCCACAUUGGACCCUGCGUCAGCAGGGCUCUCUAGCAGGGGGAGGUGUGGGGGCAUUGUGCAAUGUGUGGGGAGGCCUGCUCAACAGGACUCCUUGGUCUCA